AUGGCCCAAUCCACCGCCCACCGCCGGCUCCUCCAAGAGUACCGCGCCCUGACAAACAACCCCCCAGAAGGCAUCACCGCCGGCCCCGUAUCCGAAGAUGACCUCCUUCACUGGGAGGCCCUGAUCCAAGGCCCCGAGGGAACACCCUUCGAAGGCGGCGUCUUCCCCGCCGAGCUCAAGUUCCCCAAGGACUACCCUCUCGCCCCACCGACCAUGAAGUUCCUCGUCGACAUGUGGCAUCCGAAUAUCUACCCAAGCGGCUUAGUCUGCAUCUCCAUCCUCCACCCCCCAGGCGACGACCCAAACCACUACGAACACGCCUCGGAGCGCUGGUCCCCGAUCCAGUCGGUCGAGAAGAUCCUCAUCUCCGUCAUGAGCAUGCUCGCCGAGCCAAACGACGAGAGCCCCGCCAACGUCGAGGCUGCAAAGAUGUGGCGCGAGCGGAGGACGGAGUACGAGCAAAAGGUUCGCGACGGCGUCCGGCGGUCGCUGGGUCUGUGA
Messenger RNA from Colletotrichum abscissum, 501 nucleotides. RefSeq names its product ubiquitin-conjugating enzyme E2-18 kDa. NCBI's taxonomy places the organism in Eukaryota, Fungi, Ascomycota, Sordariomycetes, Glomerellales, Glomerellaceae. Gene Ontology annotation, cellular component: endoplasmic reticulum; cytosol. The transcript is spliced from 2 exons. The record is from RefSeq and is a predicted model, not a curated record. The coding region runs from base 1 to 501 and encodes 166 amino acids.